CCGAUUAUUCUAUUACAAACAUUAGUACUCUUCUCACCUGCGAACGCUAACAGAUUUUAUUUAGCUCCUACACUGGGCUAUUCUUCUUGUACCGAUUACACGAAAUAUCAGAAUUCAAACAUGUACUCCAAACCAAGUGUGCCAGUUUUACUUUUUGUUAUAUUGCUAGUCGCAGAAUGUUUAGCUCAAACUCCACAACCUGUAAUCACUCCUUUGCCGAUACCUUCAACUACUCCGUUACCGUUUUUCAACCCUUACAGACCGAAUUUCGCACCGCAGUUUAUCGCACCAAACCCAUAUAAUAUCGCACCAGCAUUUGUUCCAAUCCUACAGCAGACAUUCGACAUCACACCGGAAGGAUCGUACUCGUUUAGUUACCAAUCGGCCGAUGGAACGCAAAGACAAGAAACUGGUUCUCUAAAAUACCCAACAGUCGCAGGAUUCGAACCGGCUAUGUCUGUUCAAGGAUCAUACUCUUCAUUGACUUCAGAAGGCGCUGCUGUAGAAGUUACUUAUAUAGCAGACGAAAAUGGAUAUCAGCCGUCAGGACCUGGUAUACAUCCAUCAAUUCUCCGAGCGGUUGCACAACAGGUAGAACAAGCAAGACAAGAAAAAUCACAGCCCCGACCCAUUCAAUAAAACCUCAGAAUUAAUAAAUUUUCAAAAAACAAAAAAAAAUACCAAUAAUUACAAUUUGUCAAAUAAUUUUGUUUUAUAUAUUUAUAUGCAAAUACAAUGUAUACCUGUGACCAA
Molecule: messenger RNA, 753 nt
Organism: Adelges cooleyi (spruce gall adelgid)
Lineage: Eukaryota; Metazoa; Arthropoda; Insecta; Hemiptera; Adelgidae
Product: endocuticle structural glycoprotein SgAbd-9-like
Exons: 4
Coding region: 121-639 (172 amino acids)
Cellular component (GO): chitin-based extracellular matrix
Molecular function (GO): structural constituent of chitin-based larval cuticle
Source: RefSeq, a predicted model, not a curated record